AUGGCUUCUUCCGCUGGGACAGCGCAUUCCCGGGCCAUAGCGGCAGUUGUCGUUUCCGUGGUCUUUGAGACUCUGGCCUUAAUCGCCAUGAUUCUGCGCUUUUACUCGCAUCGUUUGCGGAAGCGGAGGAUUGCAGCGCAUGAUUGGGCCUCUGUCGUUGCAUUGAUCUUCUCUAGCGGCUGCGUGGUCCUUGUGAUUACUGCGGUAGCCAAGGGAGGGCUGGGGCAGCAUACCUGGGAGCUCUCCAACCCGACGAUUCAGUUACAGCACUUCGCAAAGAUCUAUGUCGCCAACUCUCCCGUCUGGGCCGGCGCCAUCAGCGCAGUAAAGGUGUCGAUUGUCCUCCUGUACAUUGGUCUCUUCGGCAGCGCCCGAACCAUCCGCUACUGCUGCUAUACAUUAAUCACUCUACAGAUCCUCUGGGGGGCCGCCGUCAUAUUAUCCUCACUGCUGCUGUGCAAGCCCUUGCGGAUGAACUGGGACCCCACCGCCGACGGCCACUGCGGCAGCACUGAGGCCACAUAUCUCGCCCUGCACAUCAUCAAUUUAAUUCUUGACGUGACAGUCGGCCUUCUCCCCGUGCCCGUGCUAUGGAAGCUACAGAUGAAGCGGCGGAAGAAGAUUGAGCUGACGCUGAUGUUUGCGCUGGGAAUAGCGAUCUGUAUCAUCACCGUCUUCCGCGUCAACAUGAUCAACGACCUCGUCAGCACAGACCCCACAUACACGACGACCCCCUUGAUGAUAUUUACGAUCCUCGAGCCCCUGCUCGGAAUCAUCCUCGCCUGCCUGCCGCUGCUCCGUCCGGUAUUCGAGCGUGUCUCCGCGUUUCGGACCUUGCACAGCAGUUGCGACAGCCGCGGCAGCGGUACGUCGACCCCGCAAUUGUUUGGGCAGUCCGGGGAAUCCAAGGCCAAAGCAGAGCGUUACGUGAAGCUGCGUCCCUCGACUUCAACCGCUGGAUUCACGCAUGACAUUAACGGCACCGCCACUAACCGAGGCCAUGGGUAUGAGCUCGACGAGCUUAGGUGUUUAUCAGAGCGAAAUAAACCGUCGAUUCUUGUCAUCGGCUUAGCGGUCAUGCUCUCGCCUAAGAUCUAUGGAGUACGUCCUGGGUAG
Molecule: messenger RNA, 1116 nt
Organism: Aspergillus nidulans FGSC A4
Lineage: Eukaryota; Fungi; Ascomycota; Eurotiomycetes; Eurotiales; Aspergillaceae
Exons: 6
Coding region: 1-1116 (371 amino acids)
Cellular component (GO): membrane
Source: RefSeq, a predicted model, not a curated record